This is a messenger RNA of Fomitopsis serialis, 2205 nucleotides long. RefSeq lists its product as uncharacterized. The record is from RefSeq and is a predicted model, not a curated record. The transcript has 22 exons. Gene Ontology annotation, biological process: carbohydrate metabolic process. NCBI's taxonomy places the organism in Eukaryota, Fungi, Basidiomycota, Agaricomycetes, Polyporales, Fomitopsidaceae. The coding region runs from base 1 to 2205 and encodes 734 amino acids.
AUGUUUGGUCUCUUCAACUUUCUAGUCGCUCUCUUUGCUUGUGUCGGUUAUGCUCACGGUUCAAUCGCGUGGAAGGCGACUCCCUUCAACCCUCCUUCCGUCCCUCUUGCUGUUCGUUCUCCUUAUUCAUCGGCAUGGCUGCCCCAGAAUGCAGGUUCGGGAUCCGCGCUCAGUAACACUUGGCCUCAGUUCUGGAAUGGCGAUACGCUUGGAUGGGCGGGAUUUGUGAAAGUCGAUGGCGUGUCCUACAUUUUUUGGGAGCUCCUGCAGUGGCAAAGACUACGUACAAACAAGCUACGCAGACCAGCUUGUCGUGUCUUCGUCUUGACUGCUGGCCCCAUUCAGCUGACAGUGACCUUCUUGAGUCCCGUCGAGCCGACCAGUCUCGUCAACCAAUCUAUACCGUUCUCGUACAUGUCGGUUUACGCAACCCCGACAGACGCCAACUCCCAUUCCGUGCAAGUUUAUUCGGAUAUCAGUUCGGAGUGGGUUUCCGGCACUGACAGUCAGAAAGUCAACUGGACCACGACAACUGGCGACGUGAUCAUCCAUCAGGUCCAGCUUGAGAAUCAGACCUUGUUCACAGAUAGUGGUGAUCGUGUUCAGUAUGGAGCGGUAUACUACGCGUCACAGAGCUCUUCCAGCACGACAUGGCAGACAGGCCAAGAUCUUGUCUUGCGUGCUCAAUUCAUCAAUAACGGCACUCUUCUGAAUACGCAGGACACCAACUUCCGCGCGAUCAACAAUGACUGGCCGUGCUUCGCCUUUGCCCACGAUCUUGGGAACAUCACCGGCCAGUCGGACACCGUCGUGUUUGUUGUUGGACAUGCCAGGGAUCCCGCCAUCAGCUACGUCGCAACAGGUGGCACGAUGCAAUCGCGGAGCUCGCUGUACCUGAGCCAGUUCUCAUCGACCAAUGACGCGAUUACAACCUUCGUUGAAGACUACAGCAAUGCGCUGAGCCGGGCGAAUAUUCUUGACGCGGAGAUCAACAAAGACACGACGGCGAUCUCUAGCAACUACACAGACAUUGUCGCGCUCUCCGUAAGGCAAACGUUCGGCGCUAUGGAGUUCACGUACACUCCGGGAAAUGCCUCCGAUGUCAUGGUGUUCGUCAAGGAGAUCAGUAGUUCCGACUCAGUCAGCACAACGGACCUGCUCUUCUCCGCGUGGCCUCUCUUCUUGUACACGAACGCCGCUAUCGGCAAGGCCGCAUUGCUUCCGUUGCUCGAGUACCAAGCAACCGGGCAGUAUCCCAACAAGUGGGCUUGUCAUGAUUUGGGUCCUGCGUACCCUAAGGCCCCUGGGUAUCCGAAGGGAAACGACACUCGCAUGCCGGUCGAGGAGGAUGGCAAUAUGCUCAUCAUGGCCUUGAGUUACACUCAGAAGACCAACGACAAGUCGCUGAUCACCACAUACUACAGUCUCCUCGAUCAGUGGGCCCAGUACCUCGUCUCCAACACACUCGAGCCGACGAACCAGCUCAGUUCGGACGCCUUCGCGGGUUCGCUCACGAACCAGACCGACCUUGCCCUCAAGGGCAUCAUCGGUAUCAAGGCUAUGGCAGAGAUCGCCAGCCUUUUGGGCAACUCUUCAGCGAACUCGAACUACAACUCGAUCGCGUCUUCGUAUGUGCAGAAGUGGCAGCAGAUGGCGACGACGUCGGAUGGGAUACAUCUGACGCUCCAGUACGGCAAUUCGUCAAGCUGGGGCAUCUCGUACAACAUGUACGCCGACAAGCUUCUAGGAACCAACAUCGUCCCUAGCUCUGUCUAUGAGAUGCAAACGGAAUGGUAUACCUCCGUUGAGAAUACCUAUGGCGUGCCUUUGGACACCCGGAAUACAUAUGUCCUCAGCAACUGGGAGAUAUGGGCUGCCGCGACCAUGACCACCACCUCUGCACAGAACCAGCUCAUCAACUACGUGCACAAAUACCUCUCGUCCAGCCUGAACAGCGUCCCCGCUUCUGAUUGGGCACGACCGGUCGUCGGUGGCCACCUCGCGUUGCUCGUCACCUCCGCCUCCAACUCUACGUCGGGCACGAGCAUCACUGCUGGGCCGACUGCGACAGCAGCAUCACCACAGUCGUCGUCUACGGCUACCACGAGUUCCCACUCUUCCGCGAUGAGUUUGGAUCCGCGCACGGUCCUCAGCUGGCUUUGCUUGCCUGCUCUGGCAAUGACGCUCCUGUCCCUCGCUUUGUAG